AUGAAUGGCUCACGUGGAAUUUCUUUCAUAGGGAGUGUUGCGCUCUUAGUUUCAUCCAUGACUGGACCUGGACUUGUGACAAUUCCUUUACUCUUUCAAACUUCGGGAUGGUUAUUACCUACUAUUAUGUUUACUAUCGCCAUGUCACUUGGUGCUUCUGCUUCCUUACUUUUAUGUGAAGCUCUUACGACAAUUCAUGGAAAUGAAAGAUUUCAACGUAAAAUCGAGUUUACUCAUUUAUCAAACCUUUUAAUCCACAAUCGCAAAGUGCGAAUAAUUGUGCAAAUUAUUAUGUAUUUGGCUAUCGAGUCGAUUAUUAUCGCUUCAAUUAUAUUGUCGGCUCAAGCUAUGGAUUGGAUGUUAUUGAAAAUAGCCGGUAGAACUUGUGGAUUUAGUCUCCAUCCAGAUUUAGGAUUCAUUUGUGUAGAUGAAGAAACCAAUGAGAAUAAUCCUUUCGGUUCGAAUUAUAUGCUAGCCACUUCUGGAUUUAUGAUUACGGUGGCAUUUUGUGUUCCUUUGGCAUUUUUAGAUUUGGUUGAUAAUAUUAUUGUUCAAAUUGCUUCUUUCGGAGCUCUCAUUUUUAUUAUAAUCACGUGGAUCGUUACAUUCAUUCUUACUGGAUUGACUAAAGAUUAUAUUCCAUUGGUCAGCAAUGAUCAGAGUCAGGUUGUUGGAACAGUAUUAUUUAACUAUGCGUUUAUCACCACCGUUCCAAGUUGGGUUAACGAGCUACGACCUGACGUUUGUAUUAAAAAAUCUAUAUGGUAUUCUGUGAUAAUAAGCACAGCAUCAUACAUUGUGUUAGGAAUAUUAGGAGGAAUGGCAUAUCAAAUGGGCUUAGCUUCAAACAUUAUAGCAGAAAUUAAUGCAUCAUCACAUAGAAAUUUCGUAACGGAUAUCGCAACUUUUGUAUUCCCGGUGGCUGUUUUAUUAACGAGUAUACCAGUACAAUUUAUUGUCGUUCGUUAUAAUUUGGUUAGAUCCGGUUUUUGCAAAAAAGGAAUGGCAACCGUAUUGUCGAUAUUACUACCUUGGCUAAUUGUUAUACCAUUUCAAACAGGAUAUUGGUUAAAUAUAUUUACAAAUUGGGCUAGUUUAUUAUUUACUAGCACGAGUAACUUUAUUAUACCAUUUUAUUUAUAUUAUUUAAGUCAAAAGCAAAAGGAACAUUCUACCAUAGAAAUUGAACAUCGGGAAAAAGGUUUAGAAUCAAGUAUGAAUCCGGUAAAUAAAACAAAUCAAUCAAAUGAAUCUCUUGUUAAUGCAACAAUUGUAACUUUUUCAUCUCCGAAAACCAAAGCUUCUGAUACACUUAAUGGUACUAUAAAUGAAAAGGCGGCUAGAACAACUUCUAAUGUAGAUGAGGCUGAAGAAGAUUUACUUGAUCCGAAUCGAUUACCACGCUCUAACAAUGAUAAUGUUUCAAUAAUAUUAUCUAGAAAAAACUUAUCAAAUUCUGGAUAUGCACAUUCUAAACAAAGAUCUACUACUACCAAUGAUAUUGAUGAAAUUUAUUCGAACAAACCUUCAAAAAAUUCUUUUGUCGCUUUCCCUAUUCAAAGGAAAAAGAGAACAAUUAUUUCUGUGGUUGCUGGAAUUACUUCUAUUAUUUUGGUUGGUGCAAUUAUUAUUUAUGAUCUUGUUGAAUUAUCGCUUGGUCAUAAUGUAUUUGAUUUAAAUGAAGAGAAUUAA
Messenger RNA from Funneliformis geosporum, 1692 nucleotides. The record is from the annotation of a GenBank genome assembly. Lineage: Eukaryota; Fungi; Glomeromycota; Glomeromycetes; Glomerales; Glomeraceae.